ACAUAGUGUAUAACACACAUGCCAGUCUGGCUUUCCAAGAAUAAAUUUCCUCAUUCCUGGGUCACUAUUUUAUAACAGGAUGCAGCACCACAGUAACUGCGCUCGACAGCUGUAUUACCUUGGUGUUUUGGAUAGAUCGAUGGGUGCUGAUUUUGCUUGCUCUGGGAGAAGUUCAGCUGAGCAACGUUCUAGCGAGGAACGGUUGAUCGAUGUCAUCGAAAGUGCUCAACAAUGGGGCAAAUUACCGAGUGAUUGGUCGAAAUGUGAACUUGUUUCUGUUGAUGUCACGAAACAUGGUUUGAAGUUAACGGAUGCAUCCAACGGGAUGGUUCUGGAUCGAAUAGCAUUGUUCCACAUUGUGCAGUGUGUUUCAUAUGAAAAUGGUUUCGGUCGUUUUUGCGUGGUUUUUUUGGUACAAAAACCAUUAAAUAAGAGUAUGCAGUGUUACGUGUUUCAGACUAGCAACGUCACUGAUGCCGACGAUGUUUGUAAGCAGUUGGGAGAGGUAUUUAAUGCUGCCGUUAAGUGAUAAAGCAAUAAAUACGUUAGUGAUAUACGUGAUAUAGCAUUACAUGAGCUUUGUGAAUUUCUUUCCAUAAUAUGUAACCAUUGAAGCACUCCUUUUUAUAUAUUCUGAUGUAUAUAGUUCUCAGAUUUCUUAUGAAAAUAUCCGGUUCAUUGGGAUGACGAUAUCAUCACCGUUAUAAAGAGAUGUACAAGAUAAUGAAUGGGCA
Molecule: messenger RNA, 734 nt
Organism: Loa loa (African eye worm)
Lineage: Eukaryota; Metazoa; Nematoda; Chromadorea; Rhabditida; Onchocercidae
Exons: 2
Coding region: 80-529 (149 amino acids)
Biological process (GO): negative regulation of substrate adhesion-dependent cell spreading; negative regulation of focal adhesion assembly
Cellular component (GO): cytoskeleton; cell periphery; lamellipodium
Molecular function (GO): integrin binding
Source: RefSeq, a predicted model, not a curated record